Molecule: messenger RNA, 252 nt
Organism: Neoarthrinium moseri
Lineage: Eukaryota; Fungi; Ascomycota; Sordariomycetes; Amphisphaeriales; Apiosporaceae
Exons: 2
Coding region: 1-252 (83 amino acids)
Source: RefSeq, a predicted model, not a curated record
AUGACGCUUAUACACGUGGUCCUCUUCAAGUUCCGCUCCGAUGUAUCCUUAGAGCACAAGGCAGAAUUUGUUACGGAGCUCAAAAAACUCAAGAGUCUCCCCUGCGUCAAAGAUGGCCGACUCAUCAUCGGUGGCCCCUCUGUCACAGACCCCAUCGAACGGAGUAAAGGAUUUGAAUUCUGCUUGAUCAGCUAUCACGAGAAUCUGAAGGCGCUGGAGGAAUACCAAGCGAGCAAAGAGCACCACUGGUAA